UUCGGAUUAUUUUUGAUUUCAAAAUUGUUAGUAAAGACAACAGAUAGCGCUGACAUCCUUAUCAAGAUUUUUCUUUAAAGAUUCAUAGCAAAAACGAAGUCUUCCGUUGAGGCACACCGCUAAUCCAAAAUGUCAAUUGCAAAAUUCAAGUUAGCCCUACUACAGAUAGCUGUUGGUGCCAGCAAAACCGAAAAUCUUCUUCGAGCUAGCCGAUUCAUAAAAGAAGCAGCCGAUAAAGGAGCUCAUUUAGUGACUUUACCUGAAUGUUUCAAUUCUCCUUAUGGCACAGGAUACUUUGCCGAGUAUGCUGAACAGCUAGAAACAGGAGAAUCGUGUCUGGCACUAUCUGCAGCAGCGAAAGAAAACAAAAUAUACUUGGUAGGUGGCUCCAUCCCAGAGAAGAAGGAUGGCAAAUUGUACAAUACUAGUACUGUAUGGGGCCCAGAUGGUGGUUUAUUGGCUGUACAUCGUAAGGUUCAUCUCUUUGAUAUUGACAUUCCAGGCAAGAUCAAAUUUCAAGAAUCAGAAAUCCUGAGUCCUGGGAAUGAGUUCACAAGCUUUCAAAUGGGAGAUGUCUGUAAGGUUGGAAUAGGGAUUUGCUACGAUAUGCGUUUUGCCGAACUUGCUCAAAUCUAUGCCCGAAAUGGUUGCAAACUUCUGCUUUAUCCUGGUGCAUUCAAUAUGACAACUGGGCCUGCUCAUUGGGAACUACUUCAGAGGGGCCGUGCUCUUGAUAAUCAGGUCUAUGUGGCAACGGCUAGUCCUGCCCGAUCAGAAUCAAGUUCUUACGUAGCCUGGGGUCACAGCUCGGUGGUCUCGCCUUGGGGCGAGGUAAUUGCUACAACCGAUGAAAAAGAAAGCAUCGUUUACGCCGACAUUGAUUUAGACCACUUGCAGCAGAUCCGCUCCCAAAUACCAGUUACACAUCAAAGACGAUCAGACAUGUAUGAAGUAAUACAGAAGAAGAAUUAAGUCGUUCAACUGUGUAUUCUACUAGAUUCGAGAUAUCGCAAAAGCUAUAAGGCUUGAGAAGAAAAGACUAUAAACGUUCGGUGUACUGUAAAGAGAAAAGCCGAUGGAGAAAUUGAGGAAUAUUAACUGUACAGUACACAUUCAUUAAACUUUAA
Molecule: messenger RNA, 1127 nt
Organism: Daphnia magna
Lineage: Eukaryota; Metazoa; Arthropoda; Branchiopoda; Diplostraca; Daphniidae
Product: omega-amidase NIT2
Exons: 7
Coding region: 130-972 (280 amino acids)
Biological process (GO): L-glutamine metabolic process; oxaloacetate metabolic process
Cellular component (GO): mitochondrion
Molecular function (GO): omega-amidase activity
Source: RefSeq, a predicted model, not a curated record